Molecule: messenger RNA, 660 nt
Organism: Thlaspi arvense
Lineage: Eukaryota; Viridiplantae; Streptophyta; Magnoliopsida; Brassicales; Brassicaceae
Source: the annotation of a GenBank genome assembly
AUGACAUUGAGCAGAGUUCACCAACAAGUUACUACUGCAUUUCCUGCAGUCAAGACUGCUCCGGUGUGUUACUUGCCUGAUCCAGCUUCCAUCAACAAGCUCCAAAUCCCAACUUCUUCCAAGAAAUCUGAACUACAAACCAAAGGAAAAUCGAUUCUGCGAAAGAAGAAAAGCGAUAGCUUCACGAAUGGCGUUAGAGAUGAGAGCAAGUUAGGACCAAAGCUAACCGAAACAGUCAAGAGAAAGCUGUCCUUGGGAGCUAGGAUCGUUCAAAUGGGAGGCUUAGAGAAGAUAUAUCAAAAGCUCUUCAGGGUUUGCGAUGAAGAGAAACUAUACAAGGCGUACCAAUGUUACCUAUCAACAACCGCAGGUCCCAUCGCAGGCUUACUCUUCAUCUCAUCGAAGAAGAUUGCUUUCUGCAGCGAGAGAUCGAUCAAGGUGGCUUCUCCUAAGGGAGAUCUCAUCAGGGUCCACUACAAAGUCUCAGUCCCAUUGUGCAAGAUCAAGGGAGUGAACCAGUGUCUGAACACGAAGAAGCCAUCUCAGAAGUACAUCCAAGUAGUCACGGUCGAUGACUUUGACUUCUGGUUCAUGGGCUUCUUGAGCUACCAGAAAGCGUUCAACUGUCUCAAGCAAGCGCUUAACGAUGAUGAGCAAUGA